AUGUCUGACUCUGGUCGCAAGGAUUUCACCACCAAGGCUAAGGAGGAGAUGACUCCUGAUUCUGCCAAGUCCACUCAGGACAAGGUCAAGGAGACCGUCACCGACACCGGUGACCGUAUCGCCCGCGGCUUCCAGUCCGACGACAGCAAGUCCGGUCCCCAGGAGGCUUUCGACAAGACUCAGCGUACCCACGACAACAACGCCCACGGCGGUGCUACCAGCUCGGUUGGCGACAAAAUCAAGAAUGCCGUUGGCCUGGGUGGUAACUAA
This is a messenger RNA of Aspergillus niger, 270 nucleotides long. RefSeq lists its product as uncharacterized. Lineage: Eukaryota; Fungi; Ascomycota; Eurotiomycetes; Eurotiales; Aspergillaceae. Bases 1 to 270 code for a protein of 89 amino acids. The transcript has 3 exons. The record is from RefSeq and is a predicted model, not a curated record.